CAACAACGAAUCACGCAUAUCAGCGACAGGUCCAACAUUUCGCGCUGUUUCUUGUUGUGCGCGCUGUCGAUUUGUUCUUUUCUCGUGUGGAAUUGUUAAAAGUUAAGUUUCUUCGCAAGUCAGUAUGAGCUCGUUUGAGUCAUCAGCACUCGGGUUAUGGGGUGGAGAAAGUGAAGAUAUAAUAAAACGAGAUUUCCCAAUCCACAGGGCAUGCCGCGACGGCGAUAUUGAUGCUUUGCGAAGAGCAUGGGCUGUAACAUCUCAUGAUCAGCUGAGGGCCGAAGACAAAUUUUAUGGUUGGACGCCAAUUCAUUGGGCAGCUUAUUUUGGAAAGACCCAAUGUCUGGAUGUACUUUUGGCGUUUGGUGUUGGAGCAAAUUUGAGCACAACGAAGUUUAAACAAACACCGUGUCAUAUUGCUUCUUUCGGUGGUCACCCAAAAUGCUUGGUUAAAUUACUGAGAUCUGGAGCAAAUUUUCACGCACAAGACUAUUUAGGAGAAACUCCAAUACAUAAAGCUGCGCGUGUUGGAAAUAUAGAGGCCAUUGGCGUUUUACUGACCAAUGGCUCGCGAGUGAAUUUGUGCAAUAACAACGGUCAUACGCCGUGCGAUUUGGCGAGAAUGCAAGGCUUUCAAGAGUGCGUGCGCCUCCUCGAAUCAUCGGCCCUUCAGGAGGUUUCUCGAAAUAAUAAGCAUGGCGCAUCUGGACUUAUUGUUCACAGACUAAAUGGUAACAUCAACAACGGCCGUCAUCCACCCGAUGUAAAUGGAAAUAUGCGACCCAGGAAAAGGAUGUUAGACGACGAAAGUAUCCCGACUUAUAAGCGUAGCAGAAUAGAAUUUCCUAACGGUUAUCAUAACGGUAUUCUGGCCAAUUCAAAUGAUAUUAAUAUGGAAAUGGAGGACGAAUCUACAAUGCCAGUAGAAAAUUCAUUGGACAAUAACAGUAUUGUACAUGAUAAUAAUCCAAACCAAUGUAGACGAGCGCCCAGCCCUGGAAUGGAUAUUCAACUACAAGAAAUGGAUAUGCAAUUAUGGUGUCACCAAAACGGCUAUGGCGACACAGCAGAGACAAUGCCGUCGCCUGAUAAAAGUUCUUGUUUCAAACACCGACAAUCAUUUAGUAAAAAUGGACAGAGGCUUGAAAAUUCCCCAGUCUGUGCCAGAGGAAUACAAGCAAGGGGAUGGCAUUGGAAUUAAUUAAGUAUGGGGCAAACAUGCAACGUGCACAAAUUGUACAUAUGUUUAUUUAAUACAGGACUCAUGCUUUGCUAUGAAGAUUUUUCUCAUACUUACACAAUGAACUAAUAAUAUCCAAUUGCUACUUCACUGCUCAAAAUGUCAUCCUUUUUUCAAUGUUUUUAUUUUUUGUUCCAUGUUACUCAUUUUUAUAUGUGCAGUAUCUCAGUUGUUUGUUGAACAUCGAUGGUUGAAGUUAUGAAUUGCUUACCAAUUUUAAUAACUUAUUUUUAAGAAAUUUUUGUGCACUAGAUUUUCUUGUUGGUGAAGGUUUCUGUACCUUAAUGAAUUUAUAGGUAAUUUGGGUUGUAGUUUUUUUUAGCUUUUUGUUUUUCGCUGUUAUUUGCUUAUUUGUCGCUGCUUUAUGUUUUUCAAACCUGCCCUUUGCGGGUCUUUUUUAUUUUCUAUAUACUGUGUGAUGAUAAUCAUUUGACCGUGUAGAAAUGAGAUAAUUCCUCAAUUUGUAAAAGGAUUAUGUUACUUUCUUGUAUCGCCGACUCGAUUAUAAUUUAAGACGCCGUCGUGCCGUACUUGACAGACUGUUGUAACGACACCGAAGUGAGGAAGUACAAUUUCAUAAAUCUGACGCCCGAGGAUAUACACAAGAAAAACGAGGUUAAUUGGGAUUAAUACGCAUCGAAUAUAUGCUUUGUCGACUGCCUUACAAGACGUUCCAGCGACCGAGUGAAUCGAUAGAGAUAAAUGGCGACGCAGGUGCGCGAAAGACCCGUAUGGAAUGAUAUUCUUUUUGCGCCCGAAGACUCGAUUUGACGUCUAAUUUUUAAAGUUUGACUAUGAUCUAACAUCCCAAUCAAGAAUGAAGGUAUAUUUUAAGUUGCGGCGGGGAAAUUUUCUUACCGCACUAUAUGCGUAAGCCUGUUAAACACACUUUUCUUGGUGUUGCGCAUGCAUACAUAAUUUAAGCACCAGAAUAUUCUGAUGAUGUAACAGAAGUUACGCGACACCCCUAAAGAAACGAUGCUUUUGAAUUAUUGCGCUGCGUUGGUGUGACUUAGUGUCCAUUGAGCGAAAGAAAGUCUAUUCGUAAAACUGUCUUAUGCGAGAAUGUAGUAUACUCGGUGUUAAUUUCAAAUUUCUGACACGCUCUCGUGUGCUAUUCCAAAUCAUUAAUAAAAAACUACAAUCAAUCAA
Styela clava is the source of this 2392-nucleotide messenger RNA. RefSeq names its product ankyrin repeat domain-containing protein 10-like. The record is from RefSeq and is a predicted model, not a curated record. Lineage: Eukaryota; Metazoa; Chordata; Ascidiacea; Stolidobranchia; Styelidae. Gene Ontology annotation, molecular function: protein binding.